Molecule: messenger RNA, 3647 nt
Organism: Echinops telfairi (small Madagascar hedgehog)
Lineage: Eukaryota; Metazoa; Chordata; Mammalia; Afrosoricida; Tenrecidae
Gene: BMP5
Product: bone morphogenetic protein 5
Exons: 7
Coding region: 684-2048 (454 amino acids)
Biological process (GO): SMAD protein signal transduction
Cellular component (GO): extracellular region
Molecular function (GO): cytokine activity; growth factor activity
Source: RefSeq, a predicted model, not a curated record
UGGAGGUGGAAUUAACAGUAAGAAGGAGAAAGGGAUUGAAUGGAUUUACAGGAAGGUUUUCAAGUAAAUUCAGGCAAACACGUUUACUUGAAUAGUACAACCUUGAGUCUUAUUUUACACUAAGAGGACACAAACGAUGUUAAAGUUAUCACCAAGCUGCCGGACAGAUAUCGAUUCCAACACCAAGGUGCAGAUCAGCAUAGAUCUGUGAUUCAGAAAUCAGGAUUUGUCUUGGAAAGAGCUUAAUGCUUGAGAAGAACCCAAGAGCAAGUGAAGACAACGUUGGGAACUACAGUUUAUCAGAAGAUCAACUUUGGUUCAUUCAGAUCCCAAAGGCCUGAUUGCCACCAAUUCACAUAGGAAUGCAUAGGUCAUCUGAUCAAAUAAUAUUAGCCGUCUUCUGCUACAUCUAUGCAGCAAAAACUCUUAACAACUGUGGAUAAUUGGAAAUCCGAGUUUCAGCUUUCCUAGAAGUAACUCCACUUGACACAUUCCACAAUAUUUAAAAUAGACCAGGAAAAACCACUGAGGAUGCUGUGCUCAGAAAUGUCACUGUCAUGAAGAAUAGGUAAAUUUGUUUUUCGUGUUUUUCAGCUACUGGAACGGUGCACCACCCGGGAACUUAGAGUUUUCUUUGGGGGAAAGAAGGACUACAUUUAUCAACGUUUCCUUUUUGGACAAACAUGCAUCUGACUGUAUUUUUACUUAGGGGUCUUGUGGGUUUCCUCUGGGGCUGCUGGGUGCUAGUGGGUUAUGCCAAAGGAGGUUUGGGAGACAAUCAUGUUCACUCCAGUUUUAUUUAUAGAAGACUACGAAACCAUGAAAGACGGGAAAUACAGAGGGAAAUUCUCUCUAUUCUGGGCUUGCCGCACAGACCCAGACCUUUCUCACCUGGGAAGCAAGCGUCCUCUGCGCCGCUCUUCAUGCUGGACCUGUACAAUGCCAUGGCCAACGAAGAAAACCCCGAGGACACGGAGUAUUCCGUGAGGGCAUCCCUGGAAGGAGACACCAGGGGGGCAAGAAAAGGGUACCCAGCCUCUCCCAAUGGGUAUCCUCGUCGCAUACAGUUAUCGCGCACGACUCCCUUGACCACCCAGAGCCCUCCUCUAGCCAGCCUGCAUGAUACCAACUUUCUGAACGAUGCUGACAUGGUCAUGAGCUUUGUCAACUUAGUUGAAAGAGACAAGGAUUUCUCUCACCAACGAAGGCAUUACAAAGAAUUUCGAUUUGAUCUUACUCAAAUUCCUCAUGGAGAAGCAGUAACAGCAGCUGAAUUCCGGAUAUACAAGGAUCGGAGCAACAAUCGAUUUGAAAAUGAAACAAUUAAGAUUAGUAUAUAUCAGAUCAUCAAGGAGUACACAAAUAGGGACGCAGAUCUGUUCCUGUUAGACACGAGAAAGGCCCAAGCUUUCCAUGUGGGUUGGCUUGUCUUUGACAUCACAGUGACCAGCAAUCAUUGGGUGCUUAAUCCACAGAACAAUUUGGGCUUACAGCUCUGUGCAGAAACAGGGGACGGACGCAGUAUCAAUGUAAAAUCUGCUGGUCUCGUGGGAAGACACGGGCCUCAGUCAAAACAACCUUUCAUGGUGGCCUUCUUCAAAGCAAGCGAGGUCCUUCUUCGCUCUGUGCGAGCAGUUAACAAACGGAAAAAUCAAAAUCGAAAUAAAUCCAGCUCUCAUCAGGACUCCUCCAGAAUGUCCAGUGUUGGAGAUUAUAAUACAAGUGAACAAAAACAAGCCUGUAAGAAGCAUGAGCUCUAUGUGAGUUUCCGGGACCUGGGAUGGCAGGACUGGAUCAUAGCACCGGAAGGCUAUGCUGCAUUUUAUUGUGAUGGAGAAUGUUCGUUUCCACUCAAUGCUCAUAUGAAUGCCACCAACCAUGCCAUCGUCCAGACUCUGGUUCAUCUGAUGUUCCCCGACCAUGUACCAAAGCCUUGCUGCGCCCCAACCAAAUUAAAUGCCAUCUCCGUGUUAUACUUUGAUGACAGCUCGAAUGUCAUUUUGAAAAAAUACAGAAACAUGGUUGUACGUUCAUGUGGCUGCCAUUAAGAUUAAAUAAUAACGGUAAUAGCAAAAGAACUGUAUUAAAAUUUAUGUCUGCAAUAAAAAAACAUACUUUCAGAAAAAGGGACAUUUACUAAAAUUAUUUUGACUCAUUUCAUCUUUCUAUGUACAAUAUCAUGUGUGUAGUCAUUUUUAUUUAUUUAAAGAUCUAUAGGCUGCUUUGUGGUUGCAUUAUCAAUGAAAUCUAUCUUACAAGGUACAAACGUUUGCCCAUAAUAGAUUACCCAGCCUCCCUUGCAGUGAGACACAUUGAGUCCCAUUCAAUUCCAUGUCAACAUUUUUUUCCUGAUAUAAUUUGUAUGUAGUUUUAUGAAAUCAGACGGAAUGCCUUUGACUGUUUAAUCUUGUUUGAGGAAGUUUAAUAGUUGGGCUAUGUUGUGCCAAUGAAAGCUAUAAUAGGAUAUUUUUUUAGAAAUAAAACUUAAAAAAAUAACCCAAACAAAACUGCUUGGAUGAAUAUAAUUUUUCUUUUAGCCUUUUUGUUUCUUUAAAUAAACUGAAAUGUUGAACUGGAUUUGAAUAAAUAAAUGGCAGGCAGAACAUAGAAACGGAAAGAUUGCACAUAAUUGUUAUAAGUGUUUGCUUUCUCAGAAUUGGUGUAACUGCAGCAGCUUGCUCCUUCUUGGCUCGAGGACUGUAGAUUUUGCCAUGAGCUCAAAGCUUUAGGUAUCGUGUGGAGACAAGCUAGAGGCUAGGACCAUAACCCUCCAAGUUAGCACCAAAAACUGUAGUACAACCUUCUUACCUCAAAUAGAUCAUGUCUGCCUAGCAUCUGCAAUACUACUGUUGCAGAUUUCUCUCUCUCCAGAUUUAAUAACUUUGUCCAAAAUAAAGAGACAUUGACAUGGGCUGCUCUCUACAGAAAAGAGUCACCGUGAGUAAGACGUAGCAGAGCAGAAAAUGUCAACUGAGCCAGCUUCUUGCGUUGCUUAUACCCAAAUUGUAUAUAAUUUAUAAAUAAAGUUGUAACCUGAUUGAUGCAAUGCAAGGGAUUUUAUUUGAGGUAAAAGCAAAGAAACUAGAUUGGGGAAAAUUACCAAAUAUCUUAGGAUGGAUUUGAAGGCAUUACCGUUUUGAAAGAACAGCUGAAGUCCAUUUCUCAUAUCUUUGAAAAUGAGCUCAACAAAAAUGUUAUUUGAUAAGCAGAUUUUGUAAAGCUUCCUCCAAGUACAAAUAAUUCUAAAUGGGAAGUUCCUGUUGUGCAUGUGUGUGUGUACAUGUGUGUUCUUCCCUCUGACAUGAAUUUAUUGUCCUCUGUUAAAAUGCCUUCAAAGACUUCUCUAUAGAAGUUUGUGUGACCUGUCUUAUUGUUAACUUGCUAUUUUGGGUGGCUCCCAUAAUUAGGGCUAUUUACAGUGCAUCUAAAAUUAUUCCUAAAGGACCAUUUACUAAAUAUUCCUUAAUAUUCUGUAAAGCUUUCUUAUAUCAGAAAUAGAUUUAAAAAACAAUAUGGGUUUGUUUUUAAUUCAGGUAUGUUGGAAUGUUUUAAAAUACAAUUUAUCUUAAAGAAAAUUUGAAGAUAGCUAUAUUGGGGGUGCAUUAAUUAAUAUAUUUUUGAAAUAAUGGUGUACCAUUGUAAGAAUA